CAAGGGCCCAUAUAGCCGAGGCGGUAAACGCACGGGUAUUCAGCAUGACCAUGCUGAGGGUGACGGGUUCGAUUCCCGGUCGGUCCAGGAUCUUUUCGUAAAGGAAAUUUCCUUGACUUCCUUGGGCAUAGAGUAUCUUCGUGCCUGCCACACGAUAUACACAUGCAAAAUGGUCAUUGGCAGAGGAAGCUCUCAGUUAAUAACUGUGGAAGUGCUCAUAGAACACUAAGCUGAGAAGCAGGCUUUGUCCCAGUGAGGACGUUACGCCAAGAAGAGAGAGAGAGAGAAGGCCAAGAAACGUCAAAAUCCCAUACAAAAUCAAAACAAUGCAGUGCCCUAUAUCCACAGCGGUAGUAUUUUUUUUUUUUGCUUUUUCGUGAGCAUUGUCAUGGUAUGUACACAGACAAACAAACGUAACACUGGCGAAAUUUUCAUUGACCAUGGCUUUAACGAUCAUUUUAAAUCUUGGUUGUGGCUUUCAUAACCAGAAGCGCGCACAUCGUUUUUCUUUGCGUUUAAGGUGAAUAUAUAACGAAGCCACACCUUAAAUUUUCAAGAGCACAAAUCUGAUGAACCGAAUGUCAGUUUGCCCUGAAAAGUUGAUCGAUUGGUCACCACCAGCGGGUUACCAAUCGAUCAACUUUUCAGCGCAAACCAACUUUCGGUUCUUCAGAUUUGUGCUCUUGAAAAUUUGAGGUGUGGCUUCGUUAUAUAUUCACCUUAACGUUUCACACUAGCACCUUCAGUGUUUCGUGAAACAUUUCCACCACCAGGUGGUGGUAGUGUGAACUGGACGAUGGAUUUUCACGAAAAUUAUUCUAGGUGUUUCGUCUGUUUGUGGUAUGUACCUCUCAUGCAUUUGUUGUUGUUGAAGUUACUCGCUUUCUUCCGAUCAUAAAGUCUGUUCUCUAAGAGGUAUUUUUUUGCAGAUAAACUAGACGUAUACGUUCACUUAAAACUUUUAUUUUUCAGCUUUUGUCUUAAAAAUAAGGUUUCUGCCAUGACACGUUUCAACACUAUUAAGAGAUUUUUCACCAGCCGCGUACAAUAAAAAGUAUGACACUAUCAAUAUUUUUGAUCACAACACUGGAUCGCGUCUAAGUUUUUUAAUAGAUACUAUAGUAAUUAUGAAUAAUCAAAUUAAAAUAUCAUGAAAACAACUUGUUUAAUUCAGGCGGUAGCCUUUACAAUAAAAUCAGCAUCAAACUAUAAUUCUCGAAAUAAUUUACACAGAAAAUAGUUCUUUUUGUUACUCAAUCUAAAAAUUGUGAAAUGUUUUAAAUGUCAUAACUUUUUUGUUUAUUAGUUUACCAUCACCAAAUUUUUAUGUUAGAUAGUUAAUAUAAUUGACCGUUUCCCCUAAAAAAAUAACGUUGGUAAAAAGAUAGGGUUUUGAGAUAUUUGAGUUUAUGUGACAAAAAAUAUUUUUUUAAUGUAAAAAAAAAAAGAUUUUUUUUGCAGUGUAUAUUUUUUUGGGAACCACAAUUUAGUUAUCUAAUUUGCUGAAAAAUUUAUAACAAUCGGACAAUCCGUUUUUGCUGUACAGCUUUUUGAUUAUUUUUGAACCAUUUUCGCAUACACCCUUUUGAAAAGUUAGUCGUGACUGAAUAUGAAGAUUUGAUAUCGAAAAAUAGCGAUUUAGAUAAUAUUGAAAAACUGUGCAAAGUUUCAGAUAUUUUUGAAAUGGUCGCUCAGGAUCGACUAACAUGACUCCGUGGAAUUCCUCAGAAAGAAAAAUCUGACAAGAUCAUGCUGAAUACCCGCGCCCUUACCGCAUAGCAUAUGAUGGCCUAUUCGAAUCUUAUUCUAGCUCAUUUGCCGUUGUUUCAUCUGGCAAGGAUGAAGAGGAAUGAAAGUACAACAUCACUAAUUUCUCCACUUACACCAAAUUUACAGAACAUUCUGCCCAUAGAACUACUCAGAAAAAUCACCCAAGCGGAAAACCAAAUCAACUCCCCGACGACGCAUUAGCAUACAUUUACAUAGUAUAUAAUCUCUUUCUCUCGGUAAUAUCGAGGCAGAAAAGAAUUUACGAUUCAAGACGGAGGUCACGGAUGGUUUUGAGUCUUUGUGUACGACGGCAACGAGCAAGACUGUUGUCUAUUUAGCAAGGCAAAUAUGAAAUACACCGCCUGUUGAUAAAUACCACCAGGGUCGAGUUUCGUUACUACGGAAUACGGAUGGUUGACUGUUGCCUGUUAUGAUAGUGCCACACCCAAAGAUAAUGGCAAGGAUUAAGGAUUAAAGUACAAAGUGGUGACCACCCCUUCAUUAUUCUUGAUUGCAAGCUUUCCUGAACACCUCACAUUGAGUUCAGAAUCAAGAAAGCUUGUAUGGCCUUCGGGCAAUGCCGGCGUACUUUUGGUACAACUUGGGGUCUAAAACCCAAGUAUAUCAAAAGGAUUUACACAACUGUUGUUCAACCGAUAGUGAAACUGACUUCAGAGACCUGAAUCUUCAGGAUAUUCUGUUGUUCUUAACCCACUGUGGUAAAGAGCUAUAGGUUUUUUUUCGCUUUAUGCGUUAUUACAGUGCCCUUUUCAGGGCGCUGUUUGAACCCAUUGUGGUACGCUCAUGCGUUAGUAUCCUCUUCUAGGGUACUUUUCCUAUUUCCCUACCUGUUCUUAUCCCCAUCCUUAUCUUUAUUUCCUUCCUUUUCCCUCAGGUGGAUGAUGAAAUAGGCUAUUAUUUUGGCGAUGGCACAAAUGUCGCAAAUGGAGGAUAACGUGCCUCUGGAGCCGGCAUUCUUAUACCUGAUACCGGGUCAAUUUUUACCGUAUGUUGGGUCACUGUUGGAUUAACAUCGAACAACUGUUGGGUCUAUGUUGGGUGUGGUGGAAAGAAUAAAAACUGGUCAAAUAUAGGUUAAUGUCGGGUUUGACGUCAUCAAUUAUGGUAAAAGCACAAAACAAUUGUUGGUCGCACAUUAUGCUUCCUAGCUGGGGCUCAAUUGAUAUUCCGAUGGUAAAUGGGAAAAUGAGAGGUUGCCUAUCUCAAUUUCAGCUGAAAAUGACAUUCGCAACACUGCAGGAGGGGGGGGGGGUUAAUCCCCCCUCCACACAAAUAUCCCCUUAACUCCACUCACUACUUCAAACCAACCUUAUACCUAAAUACUCCAACUAUUCUGAACACAAUCAAACUGCAUUUAGGUAACGUUAUCUACAUGAAGGGACUUAAAUAGAUUUUAACUACAACAUGGAUCCUACCUAAAUGGAGGUCCCAAGGUACUUUUUAAAAGUGUAACAUAUUGCAGGUUAAGGUUAAGGUAAAAAAAAACAAUAUCUUUUUAAAUCGUGGCUAGAAUCGAAUGACUUCUAUGCAAACAUGUAGAUUAAGCCAUUUUGAGAAACUGUGUCGAAGACGGGAAAAUUUUAUGUCCAAAACUAACAAAGCUUAGUAAGUGCUUUUUCGUUCUAAUGUUUUUGUUUCAAUUUUCUAGGGUUUACAAUGUUUAGCAAAAUUGUAGAUACUGUAAAAAUGCAUGUCUUUUCUGAAGACUGUAAAAUUCUAUCUCAUCAUCCAAAGGUAGUACGGCCAUUUUUCCACUUUUUGGUACAAAUCAAGUCUUGCAACUUUAAAAGUUGCAGAUACUAGCAGCUAAUUUUUUGCAUCACUCAAACACUCAUACUCAUACACUAUCGAAGCACAUAAGAAACAUAGCGGGAUCGCGCGGUAUUCUUGAAUUUUCAAAUAAACAAAAACCUCUUUAAAUCGUUUUUUUUUUCAGCGUUACUUUCUUGAUAUAUUUUUUGGAUAUGUUUGAUGUUCUGCAAAGUUGUAUAGGCUUCAUAAAUACAUGUUUUGAAGAAGAUUGCAAACGACGCACUCUUUUAUUAGGAGCCUUUACUAUCAAAUUUAAGAGAUAGAGCAAUACUGUCUUCCGCAAAAAUAUGGAUUUUUGAAACCUGUAUGAGUAACUGUUUGAGUUAGGGUGCAUGUACCAGUUAUCGCACUACCUAAGAAAAGCUAUUUCUACAAAAAAAAAAAGAAGAAGACCGACGAAUGUCACCGAUAUGUCAAAUAAUUGAUUAGUUUUCAUACUUUACAGGAAAAAUAUAAAAAUGGAGCCAAAACUACUUUAAGUGUUUAUUACGGCGUGUGCCAAUAAUAAAACCCUGUACCAGUUAUGGACACAUUCGUUAAUUUGGGUUCCACUUCGCACUAUUUACAUGCAUUCCUUAUGGGAUUAGCCAUAACGGGUACACUAUGACAAAAUAGGGUGCAAGGGAACCGAAAAGUUAAGAAAAGUAAUUUAUUUCUAUCCUAAUUUGAGCAAACUGUGAAGUUUGAAUUAUUGCAACCAUCUUUUGUAAACGUGAUCUGUUGUUCACGAUUUUUUUCUUGUUGAUUUGUAUCAUCAAUGGUUGAAAAUCAACUAUGGCGAAUUUGAGGUACUAUAGCCACAACUGGUACACUGAGCCUAUGUACAGUGUGCACUUUUGCCUAGGAUUACUCUAUGAAGCCACAUCGCUGGGGUAGAACAUUUUUCAUUUGUAUUUCUCAUUUGUCCUUCUCGCACAUUCUUCGAUCAUUAUCUGCCAUUCAUAAACAAAAUCUACCCGCCAUGUAGAUCUGCUGGGUAUGCGUUUGUUGCUGCUUUUGUGCCAGCAAACGGGUAGGAGAGGAGAUCUUCUACCUAACACCAGAAAAAGAUUCAAACUUCGACGAAAAGGAUCAGUUAUCGCCGGACCUCAGCGUAUUCAAAGUGUGCAAGUCGGAAACCAGUAGUGCUACAGUGUGUUUAUAGACGAUUGGGCUUGGUCAAGAAUUGAACACAGCAGGAUAAUUAAGAUAAACAAUCAUGAUAACGGAUCGCGGCCACCGUCCAAGAUUUUUUCGGGCUAUCCACAAUCCGUACAGUGAACGAACCAUCAGCAAUCAACAAAUUGACGCUCCAGUGCACCAAGAGGAUGUGGUUAGUUCAACCUUGAAACAGUGCAAGAAGCUGACAAACACAACCAAAGAUCAAUACAUAAAACUAAGAAACUCUGGCGCCAAUGGCUUACCGUAUUCUGCCAAGCUUUUGUGGGGAGAUGCCAUUUGGAAACUGCACGGAGAGGGAUGUUUGGUCACCAUCGGAUCUGACUACGUUGCGCAGGUAUCCAUCGAGAGCAUCCCUGAGCUGAACGAUGCAAGUGAUUUUGAAGCCUCGAAGGAAUUACUCUUGGCACAUCUGAAAACGGUCAAUGUGCUGUUCGAUCAGCUGAACAAAGAAACGACUGACAUUGUUGGAGUAAUUGAAUCUCUGCUACAUGACCUAGCCACCGACUGUGCAACGUACCCAAAUAGUGUAAAAUGUUUACUGGAAUUUUGGAGAAUCGCUAAUAAGUAUAAUUUCAAAAUAUCUGUCAGGUUUUCGGAAGAACUCGACAUGAGUGAAGUCAUACAACAUAACCAACUAAAGACAGCUAUAAAAGAAUACGUUCAAAAACAUCAGAAACUGCAAGAACGAAAUCUGUUUCAAAAAAGCAAGAGUUGGAUUCAAGGCUUCUCAAAAAAGAACAACUUCUUGGAGGAAUUUUUAAAAUCCGCAAUCAAGAAUCAUGCAGUAGCUGUACUAGAAAUAUGCCCAUUACAACUUAAACAAAGUAUAUCGAUAUUGAAACCGCCACGUAGCUUGCUGCUGGGUGGAAAUGAUGUCAAACUGUUCAGUGAUUUAGAAUGUGUCCUAAAUGAAAGUGUUUUCAAAGAGGUGUUGCCAAAAAUUCAAGCGAAAUUCAUCAAACGGGUCAAUGACAUCAAACUCACCGAAUGCUAUCAAUUUCAUCCUCUCGUGAACACUGUUUACUUCCACGUCUGCAAAAGCAUGUUGGAAAUUGCUAAUCUAGUCCAAACAGAACUCAGCGUCCAAAAACCGUUAACGUACGAAAACGAAUGGAUGGUGACGAACAUAGAAAGUAGUGAAGGUGCAACGCUGUUAACUAAAAGUUAUGUAACUCAGCUUCAAAAGCUUGUUGAAAUUGCAAACCAUCUUGAACCAGGAAAACUCACCGUUGGAGAAAAUUUCCCCUAUGAGCUGCAGAUCAAACUCUUCAAGUCUUCAAAAUCCAUUCAUAAAAAUCUACGUAUAUGGCUCUGUUUGGUAGAUGCAACAAUGAUGAAAAUAUGCCAAGGAAAAACUGAGCGAAUUGAAGCGUACUCGGUCGUACUACAGAGGUUCGUGAAGUUUGUGUCAUCUAAAGAAACAAGAAGCGAAUCACAGGAAUCACUACGCUUAGUUGCCCACAACACGUUGGACUUUGUAGCACAUGUCGAACAAUCCGGACUAGGAAACAAUACAGUAGACACGGAGAUUCUUCAAAAACAAAUAUCUCUCAUGGGACCAGUAUUUCCCAGCGACUCCUCGGCAUUCUCUCGGUAUCGAGACAUCUUGGAUGUGUUCAAAAACUAUUGGCAACGCUUCAAUGAAGUUCUUCCCAAACUGGCAAACAAAUUGGAAGGCGACCAUCUGAAGCCACAGGUCGACGAGAUCAGAACCAGUCUUACGAAUAUCGUCUCACAAGUAUUGAACAAAAAUGCGCAGUCCGAAGAUGUGAUCGAAUUCUUCCGAGCAUACAACGAUCUCUUCACGGACUUGGAAGAUUUGACCUUUGAAUGGUACGUGCGUAUUCCAAACCGGGAAAUUAAGGAACAGCUACUGCAAAACACGAUCAUCAAGAGAGUCGAGAACAGCCUCAGCAAUACUGACAAUGAGUGCUACCAGGUCCAAAAAGAUCUGAUCGAUGAGUUCAUAAAAAUAUUUGCAGCAAAUGAAAUUCCUAAGUACUAUCCAGUUGAAAUUGUGAAAACUUUGCUGAUUUAUAUCAAUGAAACAGGACAAAAACAAGCAUGGAUCAAUGGGCAACCAUUGUCUGAUAAAUGUCAGUUAGCUGUCACAGUCCUCUUGAUCAAUGCCGUCAGAAGCUCUCUUCUAUAUCUCAAGGAACAACCCGACUACAUCGACUUUGAAACGUUUCUGAAAGAGACUAUACAACCUUUCAGCUGUGUAAUCAAUCAAAGCGAUUCCCUUGAAGAUUUCACCAAACGUGUAGAGCUAAUCAAGGAAUCCUUCUGGUAUAUCCGCAAUCAGAACUCCAUCGGAAUCGACAAGGCCUUGCAGCUAUUCACACCACACAAUGAAAAUGUCAAUGAAGAGCUUUUGAAAUCGUCUUUUGUGCGAUAUCAUGAUCAGUUCCUUAAAUAUAUGGCGGAGAACAGCGUGUUGAACAGCACCGAAAAAAUCGAAAAUAUUGUGCAGGAUGUCCGUACCAAAGUUAAACCAAUGCUCAGCUCUGAAUGGACUACAGAGUUCAAGCAAACAGUUCUUCCGGAAAUUCUCGCAGGAUUGGGAUCCGUGUGGUCAAUCAUGAUUUCGAAGGACGUGGCCAGUUCUGGAAAGUAUCUGCAACCACACUCGAUACAAAUUCUCAGCAUUUUGAGGUUACUGAGUGUUGAUAGAGAAACAACCGGCGUCGAGAAACACCUGGCGCAGAUAUUGACCGGUCAGGGUAAAUCAUUGGUGCUGGGACUGUCAGCUGCUCUACUGGCCUUGUUCAAUCACGAUGUUGUGGUCGUUUGCUACAGCAAAUAUUUAGCAAGCCGCGAUUUCAACGACUUCAAAGGCUUGUUUCAAAACUUUGCCGUCAAUUCCAAAAUAUAUUACCAAACAUUCGGAGAUGUGGCUUGGAAUGAAAUGCAUAAUCUGUACGAGAAAGCCACCAAAUACGUGAGCAAAUGUAUUGGGAUUCCCGAUAACAAACAAAAACAUACAAGUUUUGCUUCAAACUUGGAAAAUACUGUACUGCUGAUCGAUGAGGUAGAUGUUUUCUUCUUGGACAAAUUCUACGGCAGUACUUACAACCCCUUGUUCCUACCAAUAAUUCACGGACUAGGAAAAGUUCAGCAACAAAUUUGGAAAUUUGUGCAGCAACCUGGCUGCGACGUAAAACACGAAAUCGACACAUUCAUGCGACAUUCCAAUGAGCCUGAUAUUAUUCAGCUCAAGUCUCUUUUGCAACGAUCAAGACAGUAUACUUUGAUUGACAUGGACAAAGAAGCUACAGAAGUUCAACAAACAAAUAUGUCGUUAUUUUCGGAGCAUCUAGAGGCAAUGAUUAAUACUGCAAAAGCUGUAAAUGAACUAGCCCUCAAUGAUGAUUUGAUUCGCAGCUUCAGACUAGAUUCUGAUGGUAACAUUACGCAUAAAGAUGAACUUGGUGUAUUUAGGCCAACUACUUUAAAAGGUUACUACAACGCAUUCAUGUAUUUCAAACUACGGGAAAACAACUUCGUACAAAGCGCCAAUGGAGUGAACAACUUUGGAUAUCUUUUAGUAAAAACUGCUUCAUAUUCAUACUCCAAGAUCCCGGAAAAAUUCCCAUUAAUCUUGGGAGUCACCGGUACUCUGAGUGAGUUGAAUGCCUUCGAGAAAGACGCCAUUGAAAACCAUUACAAAAUUUCGCAGAGUUCCCUCAUGCCUUCAUUUUUCGGUAAUUCCAAUCUAAAGUUUAACCCGAUUCACGAUUUUCAAUGCCACAAUUCCUUAAUCGAGUGGAGACAAGUGAUCUUUAGUCGAAUCAACGCAAUCAUCAACGCUCAGAGGGCCGUUAUCGUGUUUUUCGAUAGUGAAAGUGAAAUUGCCGACUUCAGGAAAGAUUUUCAAUCACAGCUGGAUCGACUGAACGAAAUCACAAUCAAUACAGAGGCCAAAACCCGAGAUCGAUUCAUUGCGGAAGCGGGCCUGAGUCGAACUGUUACCCUGGCGACUCGCGAGAUGGGACGCGGCGUGGAUUACAAGUCCUCGCUGUCAGUGGAGAAAAACGGUGGAAUCCAUGUCAUCCAGACGUUCUUUUCGCUAGACGAUAAGGAGGAAACACAAAUCAAGGGACGCACGGCCCGAAAGGACAAUCGGGGAAGUUAUGAACUGAUCGUGUGUCAGACACAUCUCGCGUCGCUCAAACUGACAAAUUUGGUUGACAAAGUCGAUACGAUUAGCUAUGCACGGCUAUUGGACUCCAGAAAGAAUCGAACUAGCAAAAAGAGUACUUCUAAGAUACAGAAACUCAAUAAGGCGAAUGAACUGCACGAAAAAUCCAAUGAAUUUUACAGAAAUAUAGAUAUAAAUGUUUGAAAAAUAAUUCUGCUGUGUAAACAAUGAUUAAAAAAAACAAAUUCCCCUUUCAAUAAAGAAUUGUUCCCAUACUGUA
Aedes albopictus (Asian tiger mosquito) is the source of this 9185-nucleotide messenger RNA. RefSeq lists its product as uncharacterized. The coding region runs from base 4802 to 9109 and encodes 1435 amino acids. Gene Ontology annotation, molecular function: ATP binding. Gene Ontology annotation, biological process: protein import; intracellular protein transport; protein targeting. NCBI's taxonomy places the organism in Eukaryota, Metazoa, Arthropoda, Insecta, Diptera, Culicidae. The record is from RefSeq and is a predicted model, not a curated record. The transcript is spliced from 2 exons. Gene Ontology annotation, cellular component: membrane.